This is a messenger RNA of Kluyveromyces lactis, 594 nucleotides long. It is a transcript of the gene TSA2, whose product is annotated as thioredoxin peroxidase TSA2. The transcript has a single exon. Lineage: Eukaryota; Fungi; Ascomycota; Saccharomycetes; Saccharomycetales; Saccharomycetaceae. The record is from RefSeq and is a predicted model, not a curated record. Gene Ontology annotation, cellular component: cytosol. Gene Ontology annotation, molecular function: thioredoxin peroxidase activity. Bases 1 to 594 code for a protein of 197 amino acids. Gene Ontology annotation, biological process: cell redox homeostasis; response to oxidative stress; hydrogen peroxide catabolic process.
AUGGUUGCCCAAGUUCAAAAGCCAGCUCCAGAAUUCAAGAAGACCGCUGUCAUCGACGGUGUUUUCGACGAAGUUUCUUUAGAAAAAUACAAGGGUAAGUACGUCGUUUUGGCCUUCAUUCCAUUGGCUUUCACUUUCGUUUGCCCAACUGAAAUUAUUGCCUUCUCUGAAGCUGCUAAGAAAUUUGAAGCCAUUGGUGCUCAAGUCUUGUUCGCUUCUACUGAUUCCGAAUACUCUUUGUUGGCUUGGACUAACGUUGCCAGAAAGGAUGGUGGUUUGGGUCCAGUUGACAUCCCAUUGAUCGCUGAUACCAACCAUUCCUUGUCUAGAGACUACGGUGUUUUGAUUGAAGAAGAAGGUGUUGCCUUGAGAGGUUUGUUCUUGAUUGAUCCAAAGGGUGUUGUGAGACACAUUACCAUCAACGAUUUGCCAGUCGGUAGAAACGUUGAAGAAGCUUUGAGAUUGGUCGAAGGUUUCCAAUGGACUGACAAGAACGGUACUGUCUUGCCAUGUAACUGGACUCCAGGUGCUGCUACUAUCAAGCCAGAAGUUGAUGCCUCCAAGGAAUACUUCUCUUCCGUUAACAAGGAUUAA